Messenger RNA from Erythranthe guttata (spotted monkey flower), 1910 nucleotides. RefSeq names its product berberine bridge enzyme-like 18. The record is from RefSeq and is a predicted model, not a curated record. Gene Ontology annotation, molecular function: FAD binding; oxidoreductase activity. Lineage: Eukaryota; Viridiplantae; Streptophyta; Magnoliopsida; Lamiales; Phrymaceae.
UCUAGCCCUCAAUAAGCACUCACAAAAGAUAUUGAUAAAGAAAAAAAAAAUGGGUUCUAGUAAUUAUAAUAUUAUAUUAAUAUUCCUAUGUUUCUCAAACCUUUUAAGGUUUAUUGCAUCCUCUGCAAGUGGUGAUGACCACAACAUUAAUUAUAAUGAGGGUGGUGAUUUUGUUGAAUGUCUCACCGUCCAAUUAGAAAGCUCGAAUUCAGCAACCGAUGAUCUCAUUUACACCCCCAAUAAUUCAUCAUCAUACGCAUCUCUUCUUAUAGCCCAAAACCUCAGACCGGGUUCAACCUCUCCAUAUGAUAAGCCUCUCAUAAUUUUCACACCUUUUUACGACUACCAAAUCCAAUCAGCUAUUUACUGCUCCAAGAAACUCCGAAUCCAGAUCCGUGUUCGAAGCGGCGGCCACGACUACGAAGGACUUUCUCACACUUCCCGAGAUAAUCCUUUUGUCGUGGUCGACAUGAGAAACCUUCGUCAGAUUUCGAUCGACGCCGAACAAAAGACGGCAUGGGUUCAAGUGGGCGCCACCCUCGGUCAGCUCUACCAUACGCUCGCCCAGAAGAGCGGGACCCUCGCAUUCACUGCCGGCGUUUGCCCCACCGUCGGCAUUGGCGGCCACCUCAGCGGUGGAGGAUACGGCAUGAUGUCCCGCAGGCACUCCAUCUCCGCCGAUCACAUCAUCGACGCCAGGAUAAUGAAUGUGGACGGUCAAAUGUUGGACCGACGGUCAAUGGGGGAGGAUCUUUUUUGGGCUAUUAGAGGUGGCGGAGGUACUAGCUUUGGGAUUGUUAUCGCAUUUAAGGUCAAUCUAAUCACCGUCCCCGAAACUGUCACGGUUUUCAACGUCACCAAAACGUACGAACAAAACGCGACCCAGUUAGUACACAGGUGGCAGUACAUCGCGGACAAGGUGGACGAUAAUCUUUUGAUGAGGGUUUUCUUGAGAAGUGUUCGAUCUCUGACCACCGGAAAGAGGACAGUAAUAGCUUCUUUCACUACCUUGUACUUAGGUGGAGUUGAAGAUCUUAUGCCGAUAAUGAAAGAGAAAUUUCCGGAGCUGGGUUUGGUGGAGAAAGAUUGUACUGAAAUGAGCUGGAUACAGUCUGUACUCUAUUUCGCGUACAUACCGAACCAGCCCCUCGACGUUUUGCUGAAUAGAACCACUCCUUUUACAGUAUAUUUCAAGGGCAAAUCAGACUUUGCGACAGAACCAAUUCCGGUAGACGGGCUAAUCGGGAUAUUUAGAUUCCUCCGUGAAGAAGAUGAAAAUAUGGCUGAAAUUCAGUUAAGUCCAUAUGGAGGUGCACUUAAUAGUUUUUCGGAAUCGGAAACUCCGUUCCCACAUCGAACAGGUAACAUUUUCAUGAUUGAUUAUGGGUUGAGUUGGGAUUCCCCGGGAAAAGAAGAAGCGGAAAAGCAUUUAAACUGGAUGAGGAGAAUUUACGGUUACAUGGCCGCUUAUGUGUCGAAAUCUCCUAGAGCGGCUUAUUUCAAUUACAGGGAUCUUGAUUUAGGGGUCAAUGACUACUCCUCAGGAAAUACUAUUGGAAGCUACGACGAGGCUAAGGUUUGGGGGAUGAAAUAUUUCAAGAACAAUUUCGAACGAUUAGUUCGUGUCAAGACUAAAGUUGAUCCGUCAAACUUUUUCAGAAACGAGCAAAGCAUUCCACCCUUUCCUCUGCCGCCUCUCUACUCGUCUUGAUUGGACGAAGGGUCGAUUUCAUACAUGGCUCAUAUCACAUCACUAAAUAAAGAUGUUUACAUGCAUCAUCAAUAAUGUUAUUUUAUUUAAUCAUUCAUCAAGAAAAUGUAACGCAGCUUCUUGCCCUCAUUAGCGGGUUAUUAUGCAAUAUGUAUGAGAAAUAUUAAUAGAAAAAAAAUAAAUUGAGUGAGAAUAAUUC